Oncorhynchus keta (chum salmon) is the source of this 6256-nucleotide messenger RNA. Its product is annotated as cortactin-binding protein 2-like. NCBI's taxonomy places the organism in Eukaryota, Metazoa, Chordata, Actinopteri, Salmoniformes, Salmonidae. The record is from RefSeq and is a predicted model, not a curated record. Bases 410 to 2212 code for a protein of 600 amino acids. The transcript has 15 exons.
UAGCCUCGGUUGUAAGCCUUGGCAUGGUGGGUUUAGGCAGAAAUAGGACACAGCCUUGGCGACACUUGUCCCCACCACAAUUGUCCUCACCACAAUUUUUUUUUGUCACUCUUUAGCCACCGCGCAACGCACCUCCUUUCAAAUUGAGAACGCAUUAUCAUCUGGAAUACGCCUAGGGUCCACGCCUACUGCCCUUAACCAACCUGCGCUCCCCGAAAUGCCAUGGUCUGGUCUAGUCUAGACUGUCUCAUCCGCGGAGACACAUUUUUCUCUCGAGUGUUUUUACAAUUUGAGGCUACAGUCGUAUGUGAAAUUUGCAUUCAGCAGCGUAGUAGUUAAAGUGGUACUGAAUGCGUUGUUUUAUGUUCUGUGUGGUGCCCGCACUCCAGCAGACCGCUACAGUAGGAAGAUGGCGUCGGAGGGAGCGAGCGGGGAACAGCGUCCUCCGAUACAAACACUGGCAACAACAGUCCUUGGAAGUGUCGAAGCGAAAUGUGAGUUUAACAUGGAUAAUCUGAGCAAGCCGGAGCUCCUGACCCUGCUCAGCAUCAUGGAGGGGGAGCUGGAGGCCCGGGACCUGGUCAUAGAAGCCCUGAGGGCGCGGCGUAAGGAUGUGUUCCUGCAGGAGCGUUACGGACACUUCAGUCUGACCGACCCCUUCCUGGCCCUGCAGAGGGACUUUGACUGUGUCCCGGGGGGGGACAAAGAACGCCGACCAGUUGGCUCCAGCCCCAUCUCAGUCCUGGAGGCAGUCAUGGCGCACUGCAGGAAGAUGCAGGAGAGGAUGUCAGCACAGCUGGCUGCUGCCGAGAGCAGGCAGAAGAGGCUGGAGAUGGAGAAGCUACAGCUGCAUAGUCUGGAGCAGGAGCACCGUAAACUAACCGCCCAGCUAAAGGACGAGCGGGAGAAGAACAAGCACAUGGUUAUGAUGCUGGUGAGGGAGUGCAAGCAGCUGGCCACGCGCGUGGUGGAGGAGUCGCAGCGCUUCCACGAGAUUUCUGCCCGGCUGGAUGAGGAGAGCCGCUUGGCCGGGCGGCUGCAGGAGGAGUUGACAGCAGAGAGGCAGCGUGGACAGCAGAUGGAGGCCAAGAUGGAGAAGCAGCUGUCAGAGCUGGACACUGAACGCGAGCAGCUGCGUGCCAGGCUGGGCCGAGAGGAGACAGAGAGCCUGAGCCUGCGCCGGCAGGUAGAGCAGCUCAGGACUGAACGGGAUGGUAAGGACGUUAAAGACGGUAAGGAUGGUAAAGCCGGUAUCCCAGCCCAACCGGCUGCAGCUACUGCUGUGGAUCCCACCUCUACCACCAACCCCCCACCUCCCAAAAACACAGCAUCUAUUGCUGUGGCCACAGACCCAGUCAGCUCCCAGACAGCCUCCUGCCAAACGGACCUGCCCCCUCCAGAGGCCGAGGGGCAGAAGAAGACGAUCCCCCUCACCAUCCCUGUCAAACCCACUCCCACCAACUACGCAGGCCUUAGCCUGCCCAAGACGCCCAGCGCAGGCCGGGGGCUGGUCCACAGCAGCUCAGGAGGACUUCUUCAAACAGGGGAGAAUGGAGCCGAGGGCCAGACGCCCCAUGGUGGGUUAUACUCCCCUAACCCCACUUCAGCCCUGCCCAUGGGGGUGAGCCCUCGUGUCCAGGCUGCCCGCUACAAGUUCCAGGAGCAGGACCAAAAUGGCACAUCCUCCCAGAGCAGCCCGCCGACCCGUGACCUAUCCCCCACCAACCGAGACAACUUUGCCGCCAAGCAGCAAGCGCGACACACCGUCACGCAGGUCCUCUCACGCUUCACCAGCCCCCCAGCAGGUGGCCCCGGAGCCCUCCGUCCCGGCCUGCCUCACUCCACCUCAGAAGGGGGGCCCUUCCCUGGCCGCCUGGGCCACCCCAUUGGCCUCAAGUCCCCCACAGUGGCGAGGAUCGACCGGGGAAACCCGCCCCCCAUCCCGCCCAAAAAGCCGGGUCUCUCCCAGACCCCCUCCCCUCCCCACCCGCCCAUCAAAGUGGUGGGGGACAGCAACCGUUCCCCCGGGGCGGGGUUAAAACCCGGCACGCCCCAGCUGCCGCCCAAACCCGCCCUGGACCUGGUCCCAGCUUUGACGGCGUCUCAGGUGGGUGCCUGCCCCCCCGCAAGGGGGGUGAGGGGGCCUCACCAGGCCACGUGUGCAGAGUUCCCCCCCGCCAGCGCUGCCAUCACUGCUGGCGUCCCUCCAUAGUCCCCUCGCUAAACUGCGGUGGGCCCGUUGCCCUGGACGACGGGCGCCCCCCUGCACCUCCAAGCUGCUUCCCAGGAAAUGUCACUUUAUUGUCAAUGCUGCUUAACCGAGAUCCAACGGAUAAUAUUAGUCUCCUUGAAGACCACCCAACCUCUGCUUUGUUUUCUGCUGCUCAAAAUGGACGCUCAGACUGCGUUAACCUGCUGCUGACUUCGGGGGUGUCUACUGAUGUUUCUGAUUUAAACGCCUUUACACUUUGCCGCCUCACAUGGACACCACAGGUGUGUGGAGGCCCUAGUGUUCGGUGGGGCUGAUGUGGACCAAAGGGCCAUUGGGGGAAGACCCUUCUGUUCAUGGCCAGCAGAGCCGACAGGCUGGACUGUACCAGUGCCUUGGUCAACGACGUGGCCGACCGCUCAAGAGCCACCACCGACAGCUGCAAGGCUCUCCACGAGGCAUUCAGCUUGGGACAUGUAGACACUCUGCGGCUCCUCCUCUGCCACCCUGCCCCAGACUGUACCCACACCAUGACCCUAACCCUGACUGUACCCACACCAUGACCCUGACUGCAACCAUAGUCCUGGUCCUGCCACGAUCCCGGUCCUGUCUAGCACCUUGCUCAACCAGGAUAACUGUGAGGGCUGGACCACUGCACACAUCACUGCUGCCAGGGGCUUCAAGGCCUGUCAGAGUAGUGCCUUGAUGAGCUGGCCCUGGAAUCCCUCAUGCCUCUUCAGCUGCAUCCCUCAUGCCUCUUCAGAACUACAUCUUCCUGGGGACCUGUCAAGAGUACCUAGCCAAUCAGACUUCCCUCUGCAUCAAGAUGAAGCAGGAGUCUGUGGGUGUGGCCUGUGACAUCUGGGUGGAGGUGGACAGGGGUCUGACUAAAGAACAUAUGUUGGACACCUUCAUCAACUGUGGUAAAUAGUACUUCUAAAUGUUGUUAUAAAACUAGAGUUAUACUUGCCUCAUUCUGUUCAGUAAUCUUGGAUUAUGCUGCUCCAUAAGGUCAGUCACAGGAAGACACUGCUCCCUUAGGAACAGAUCUAGGAUCAUCAUCCGGACCAGAAAACACAAACUGACAAAACUAAGAUCCAUGAUUGUGGGUGACUUCAUUCUGUUAUUUCUGUAUCUGUGUUAGUCCAGGUGGCUGGCCCGGCUCUGGAACAUAGUGGAGGUCCUUCACGUGGAGUAGGCCAUCAUCUCCCGGCUCUGGAACAUAGUGGAGGUCCUUCACGUGGAGUAGACCAUCAUCUCCUGGCUCUGGAACAUAGUGGAGGUCCUUCAUGUGGAGUAGGCCAUCAUCUCCUGGCUCUGGAACAUAGUGGAGGUCCUUCACGUGGAGUAGGCCAUCAUCUCCCGGCUCUGGAACAUAGUGGAGGUCCUUCACGUGGAGUAGGCCAUCAUCUUCCGGCUCUGGAACAUAGUGGAGGUCCUUCACGUGGAGUAGGCCAUCAUCUCCCGGCUCUGGAACAUAGUGGAGGUGCUUCACGUGGAGUAGGCCAUCAUCUCCCGGCUCUGGAACAUAGUGGAGGUCCUUCACGUGGAGUAGGCCAUCAUCUCCCGGUUCUGGAACAUAGUGGUGGUCCUUCACGUGGAGUAGGCCAUCAUCUCCUGGCUCUGGAACAUAGUGGUGGUCCUUCACGUAGAGUAGGCCAUCAUCUCCCGGCUCUGGAACAUAGUGGAGGUCCUUCACGUGGAGUAGGCCAUCGUCUCCUGACACUGGGCAUCACCUAGCAAACACCACCUGAGCUCAGGCCAGCGAGCGGUGGUCAAGGCUUCUCUCAGUAUCUUGGUCAACAAAGCCGUCCUGCAGGGAUGUCCUCUGCCACGGCACGAGAUUAACAGGCACCUGUUGAAGUUCCGAGGUGGGACCUUCCCUCUCUCAACCAUUGGCUCCUGUAAAGGGGGCGGCGGCAGGAAGGGGUAGGACAGUAGCAUGUGGAGAUGAGCCAAUACCAGCCCACGAAAGAAGGGGAAACCCCGCCUCCAACUGGAGCUGUGGAGAUUCUCUCAGAGAAGGGUCAUUGUCCAGCGCUGAUGUCCUCUUCAUCACCAACAGCAAUACUCCGAGUGUUGUAGAUGGGGACCAUGUGAGUCUGUGUCUCUGUGUUCUUACAACAAGACUGAUCUGAUCAGGGAGUUACAGACCAUGUGCUCCAGCAAGUCAGAGCCAGACAUCAGCAAGAUUGCUUAGUCCAAGGAGGACUUCAUCGUCUUCUCUGGCUCUCCAAAUGGACAAUCACCCCGCCGCAGGACCGACCAUGAAGCAAACGCUCUACCACAGAUGACCGGCAGCCAUCACUCCAACCCCAUCCCUGCCUCCAACCCCAUCCCUGCCUCCAACCCCAUCCCUGCCUCCAACCCCUUCCCUGCCUCCAACCCCUUCCCUGCCUCCAACCCCAUCCCUGCCUCCAACCCCAUCCCUGCCUCCAACCCAAACCCUGCCUCCAACCCCUUCCCUGCCUCCAACCCCUUCCCUGCCUCCAACCCCAUCCCUGCCUCCAACCCCAUCCCUGCCUUAGGUAGCCUCUUGCAAGAGGCGAUCGAUGUCCUACCCAUAUCCCAGCUCCCUGUCUCCAGCAGCAGGGGACAGCAGCCACUAGCCUAGCAGCAGCAGCAGUGCCUCCGCACCACGAACACCCACUACGACCACUAACUGCAACGCGAACAGAACUGAACCAAGCAGCAGCAGCAAAACAAGGCAGGCCCCAACCAGACACAACAACAACGAAAACAACCAACAACACAAGGAAAUCUCGAUCCUACACCGAGACCUGCAUGAAAACAACAACCAUACCAAGUACUAGAUGAACUCCCUUUCUCCUCUUUUCCUCUUCCUUCCAUCCAUCCAUCCAUCCAUCCUUCCAUCCAUCCAUCCAUCCAUCCAUCCAUCCAUCCAUCCAUCCUUCCAUCCAUCCAUCCAUCCAUCCAUCCAUCCUUCCAUCCAUCCAUCCAUCCAUCCAUCCAUCCUUCCUUCCUUCCUUCCUUCCAUCCUUCCUUCCUUCCUUCCUUCCUUCCAUCCUUCCUUCCUUCCUUCCAUCCAUCCAUCCAUCCAUCCAUCCAUCCAUCCAUCCAUCCAUCCAUCCAUCCAUCCAUCCAUCCAUCCAUCCAUCCAUCCAUCCAUCCAUCCUUCCUUCCUUCCUUCCUUCCUUCCUUCCUUCCUUCCCACCACUCUGCUUUGAUCCCUCCAUGUUGUAAAUUUAGGGUUAAUGACGACCUUUUAGUAUUUGUACUUGUUAUCUGUACUUGUUACACUGUAUAACAAUUGUGUACUUGGGGACCAUAGUUUUAUGAUAUUAUACAGUAUUUAAGUAUUGAAAGAAGUUUAAAAAAAGAAAGAAAAGAAAUUAGCAGGGAAUUAUGUCAAAAGAAAAAAGUACUUAAAACAGGUUUGACCUUUUUGGGGUGAAAGAAUAGAAACAGGACAUUUUUAGCUAUUACGUAUUUUCAAAUAUUCAAGUGUUUUAUGUUUAAAUAGUUGCGAGGUUGGUUUAAAUACUGUUGAAAUGAAUAAAGGUUUUACCAAAUAUUUGUAAAUAAGAACGAUUAGUAAAAUGAAUGGUAUAUAAAUUGGUGUAUGUGGUAUUAAGCUUGUACAGUGAAGAAGUCAAAAUGAAAAGUGGAAGAAGAAAGACCUUGUAUAUAUGUCUGUAAUAAUAGGAGAAUUCCAAGUGAUUGGAAUGUUGCAAUAAGUAAAGAUAAUUGCAAACAUGGGACAUUUUCUUUCUUUUGACUAUGAACCAUAAAUAAAUACUUUAAACUACCCAGAAUUCCAUCCAUCGAUUCACCUUUGAACUCUAAGUGGAGCCCGAUAUAAAUUUCAAAGCAGCACGUUUUGUUAUUUUUUUAAAUUUCUUUAAAAAAAAGUUUUAUUCAUUUAUUUUGGGAGGGGGGAUGUGUUAUUUUGAAUGGCCAUUGUUGAUUUGUGUACAGGAUCUAUUUUAGUCAGUCUUUGAUGUUCUGUAUGAUAGCUGUCUGAAGUUUAAAGAAAUGUCCUGGUUCCUUUAAGCACAACCAUUAAAACUGCACUGUCAACCCCAA